Molecule: messenger RNA, 3349 nt
Organism: Carassius auratus (goldfish)
Lineage: Eukaryota; Metazoa; Chordata; Actinopteri; Cypriniformes; Cyprinidae
Product: UBX domain-containing protein 1
Exons: 10
Coding region: 68-955 (295 amino acids)
Biological process (GO): negative regulation of protein K48-linked deubiquitination; negative regulation of protein ubiquitination; negative regulation of proteasomal ubiquitin-dependent protein catabolic process
Cellular component (GO): nucleus; cytoplasm
Molecular function (GO): K48-linked polyubiquitin modification-dependent protein binding
Source: RefSeq, a predicted model, not a curated record
AUUGAUCCUUGCGGCUCUCCGUAGAUGUGUGUGGAAGCAACCCAGUGCUGGCUGGAAACAAAUCACAAUGGCUGAGUGCACUACGUUGGAUAGUCUGCUGGAAAUGGGCUUCGACAGAAACCGAGCGGAGAAGGCUGUAGCACACACUGGAAACCAGGGCAUUGAGAGAGCCAUGGACUGGUUAAUGGAGCAUGAGAACGAUCCAGAUAUAGAUGAGCCUUAUGUUUCGCCCGCUGGAAAUACUCUCGGCACAACAGAAGAACAGAGCCAGUCUCCCACAGAACCUCCUGAACCCAGUGAAGUUGCUGAACAAGAGGGUGAUCCUAAACAACCUAUUUCAGAGGAAGAAAGGAAGGAACAAGUUAAACGACUGGAGGAGUUGAUGAAGAUAAGACAGGAGGAGAGGAGAGAGAGAGAACGAAAGGAGGAAAUAGAAAGAGAGAAGCAGAGGAGGAAACAGGGCCAAGAGCUGCUGCAUGUUAAACAGAAGCUUCAAGACGACGAAAUGAAGAAGCUAGCGGACCAGCGCAGGAGAGAGAAGAUGGAGGACAGGCUUGCCAAGCAGCGAGUUAAAGAAAAGAUUGCACGAGACAGAGAGGAGAGAGCACGAAAGUUUGGAGGUGGUUCAUCAAGCACGGGUUUGUCAUCUCCCCCCUCUGAAGCCCCUCUGCAGUCUCCACCUGAGAACCAAGAGGCUUCUCCUCCUAAGAAAGACUACGAUGACUGUCGGAUACAGGUGCGUCUUCUAGAUGGAUCCACCAUGAGCACCGUGUUCAAGGCUCAGGAGCCUCUGGCUGCUGUGAGAGUCUAUGUUCAGAUGAAUGGAGCAAACGGACAGGAUUUCAACCUCAUCACCCCAUAUCCCAGACGUGUGUUCACAGAUCUAGACAUGGAAAAACCCCUGAGUGAGCUGGGUUUGGUGCCUUCUGCUGUCCUUGUUGUUAUCAAGAAAUGAAGCGAAACAAUUAUAGAAGCAAGCUGUUCUUCCAGACGUCAACACAAGUUCUAAAGGAUUUCUCUAUGGAGACUCUAUGAAUCAGUGGACUGCAGUGAUUUCACUUAAAAGACCAAACAAGCAAUGAAGUGAAUUGAUCAGUUUCAUUAAACGUAAACCUGUUGAUAUUGCUUCAUAAAGGGUGAAGUGAGUUUUCACAGUGAUGAACAUUGAGAAGGUGGUGUUUUCGGUUUUGCGACAUGGAAAAAAGCCAUUUUCAACAAUAAAAUGUUUCUUACUUGUCUUAGUUUUAUGUUUUGAAUUUUAUAUUGGCUAUGGAAGUAAAGGCAAAAUAUGUAAAUAAGCAGAAACUUAGAAUAGUCAAUAUCAAGAAUUGGGCUAUACCAAAUUGUAAUAUUCAUGUUUGGAAAAGGGUUUAACAUCACUCCCUCACUCUUUUGACAUUUGCUCUAGUUACGCACUGCUGUGGCUUUCGGAGGAUUGAGGAUGUAUGAGUGCAUCACAUGAAGAAGCACCCCAGACCUCAUCUUUGAAGGGAUGUAAACUGCUAGGGUAGUACUAAUGGUACUGGUUCCAUGGGUUUGGUAGCCUGUAUACCGUUGCUGCUGAGACACGGGGACAAUAUUUGUAUACAAUACAUACUUCAAAUUGGGAUGCACUUUUGAUCUUUUAAAAGCUUUAAAAAAAAAAAAAAAGCCUCCUACAGGGUUAAAUGCAGUGCUUUAACAAUACAGUAUUAAUGUGCUCAUUCAACCCUUUACCUGGCACCAGAUGCCAUAGCUCCCGUAUGAUCCACUCAUGUCUCCGCCCAUCAUAGAGGGAGGGGGUGUUGUCAUGGGAGGCAUUGUGGGUGCCGUCAAGACAGAUGCAUUGUUCAUUUUACUCAUCUUUUCUGGAUCAUCAUUAUCGCUUGAGGAAAAACGCAAGCGCACUUUCAAGAGGAAUUCACAACUGAAUGUAAAAUGGAGAUCGGGGUUCUCUUAGCACUGCUUGUCUCUUUGCAUCAUGUUCCUUCAGUCGCUUCUGGUGCUCCUCCUACAUGCUAAACACAUAACAUACAAGAAAAACAUUAAGAAAGAUUUAAGUACCUAGUAGGUAACCUAGUAAUGCCGAAUCGACACAGGGAAAAAUAGAAAUGUAGUGAAUAAAUACAUUUGUAUAAACGUAAAAAUAACUAAUACAUUUGUAAUUUAUCAUAAUAUACACGUUUUAACAGUUGUGCUGAAGUUACUUCCACGAUGGUCUGAAUUAAUUCUGACCGCUGUACUGUGCUCCCAAAGUCUUCAGCAAAUUGCAGGCCACAUUGGGAGAAAAGGAUUUGGGUUUUUGGGGGGGGAGAGAGGAGCAGCGAGAGCUUUGGCCACACACACUGUAGAACCCCACCUACUGUAGAACCCCACCUCCAUUAGUCCCCAGGUCACUUGACAUCCCCAGCUCCAGAAGGUUUUGAUACAAUCUGCCACUAUCCUGAGGAUCCAAAUUCCAGAGUCAUGAAAUACUGCUAGUGUGGUGCGCUGUAUUGUGAUCAGUAAUACCAUUCAAAAGGGCUGAUUAUAAUUUAAGAAGUUUUAGAAAGAAGGGUCUUACACUCACCAAAACUGCAUGGUUCUUGCACAGCUUGUGAAGAAAGCAAGCCAGUUUGAGGGAGUAGAAGGAAAUGAGUGGGGGAUUGAAUUUACUCUGCUCCACAGUUUCCUUCAGCAGAGCAUCCACCACAUUCAAAUGUCCUGCUCUCCGCUCCAGACCUACCCUUCUCAGAUGCACCACAGCCAAACCAGGCAUGGUCAUUCUCAACUGAUUCUAUAAUACGCUGGGCCUCUGAAAUAAUGGUAAUAAUGUCAUGUACACAUUCUGCAGUAGCUAUAACAAAUUCACAUUUCACUCAUUGCAUGUCUCACCAUAUUUUGGUUAACCAAUGUUAAAGGGUGCUGUAUGCAGGUUUUGAACUCUACUAAAGCAUAAAAAUACCAUAAUUUGUUUGCAGAUAUUUAAGAAACAUGCCAAGUCAACGUACUUGUUUAUCUGAAAAACAAUGCUACAGUCAGUUAUUCUCCUUUGAAAACGUACAUUCAGUGAUGUCAAUCUUUGUUUUGGUUUGUGAAACCCACCUACUGCCAGUUUACGUACCGUUUGUAUUUUGGCACCCCGGUCGCCAAUUGGCGGAAAAAACUGUGCAUUUCAUUUUAUUCAUCGUCAAGUGCGGUUGUUCCUGUUUGUGUCAUCAAUCUGGCAACCUAGUGUGUCAAGUCUGAGGAGGAGGGGACGGGUAAAGAAUCCCUCUCCAAUAUUUUGAAUUUGGACUGAAAUACUAGUUCACCCACUGUGUCAAUCCUCAAUACAGCACCUUUAAUUCAGCGGUAGUCUUCCACACAGGACACACUUAUUGGAAAAAAA